Filobasidium floriforme is the source of this 303-nucleotide messenger RNA. RefSeq lists its product as uncharacterized. Bases 1 to 303 code for a protein of 100 amino acids. The transcript is spliced from 3 exons. Lineage: Eukaryota; Fungi; Basidiomycota; Tremellomycetes; Filobasidiales; Filobasidiaceae. The record is from RefSeq and is a predicted model, not a curated record.
AUGCCUCGCGCUCCGAAAGCCAAAGCCACCGCCACCUCCAGCGCCGAAGAAGACACCAAACCAUACAAUCGUACCCCUUCUGCCCCUCCCGCAUCUCCAGGAAAGAAAGGCAAGACUUGGACAAAGGCCGACAAGAUCAAGCUGCUUCUCGAAGUCAUCGGGUGGCAAAAGCCGGAUUUCGAUAUGAUCAGCACCAAGUUUGAGGGUCGAACGAGAAGCCAGGUCUACGACCAAUGGCGACAACAGGUCCUUCCCGGAAUCAAAGCCACAGGUUCGGUCGAGGGACGGAAAGCGUCAGAGUAA